This is a messenger RNA of Coffea eugenioides, 1993 nucleotides long. Its product is annotated as ankyrin repeat-containing protein ITN1-like. Bases 260 to 1672 code for a protein of 470 amino acids. Gene Ontology annotation, molecular function: protein phosphatase 1 binding; protein phosphatase regulator activity. Gene Ontology annotation, cellular component: plasma membrane. The record is from RefSeq and is a predicted model, not a curated record. Lineage: Eukaryota; Viridiplantae; Streptophyta; Magnoliopsida; Gentianales; Rubiaceae. The transcript has 2 exons.
CUGCCUUAAAAACUUAGCCAGUCAAACUAGGUACCUUCCCAAUUUCCGUAAAUGUAACGUUAAUUAGAAUUUGUGAGAAUUCAAAACCCAUUUUUUAGUAUCCAAUCUUGACUCCGUCGACACAAAUUUAUCCCCAAAAUAAAGGAAAAAAAAAUGUCCACAGAAAAAGAUGGCAUAUAUCUUUAAACAGGGAGAUUGUUAUAUGAUAAAUGAUAGGGAGUAUCACGCAGUAUGUACAGAAGUCGCAAACUGAAGAAGUAUGGAAAAAAGGCUAUCAGAAGCAGCAGCAGAGGGAAAUGUGGAAUCCUUGCUUCAACUUCUCCGGGAAGAUCCGCUAAUUCUAGACAAGACUAUUGUUUCCUGCGUAUCAGAGACUCCCUUGCACACCGCAUCAAUCUUAGGCCACGUCAAUUUUGUCAAACAACUGCUGAGCUCGAAGCCCGAGUUAGCAUCCGAGUUGGAUUCCUCCUGCUGCUCUCCCCUGCACUUGGCAGCAGCAAAAGGGCAUGUUGAGGUCGUCAAGGAGCUCCUCAAAGCAGAUUCCCAGGUGGGUUCGGUGAGGAAUUUGGAGGGGAGGACUGCUCUGCAUGUUGCUGUGGCUAAAGGGAGAGUUACGGUAGUGGCUGAGUUGGUCCGAGUUAAGCCCGAGUUGACCCGAGUGUUGACUGACCGCGGGGAGACGGUAUUGCACCUUUGUGUCAAGUACUUUAGGUUGGAGGUGUUGAAGUUGCUGGCUACUGAGUCUGUUAAGAAAGAUAGCGAAUUGGUUAAUUGGAGGGAUUCUGAUGGGAACACCAUCUUGCAUACUGCUGUCACCAAAAAGCAAUUUGAGAUUGUAAAUCUUUUGCUCACUAUGUAUCCUGCUGAAGUAAAUGCAUUAAAUAAAUAUGGUAUCACAGCUUUGGAUGUUCUAAAUCAAAGCCCAAGAGACUUGAGAGAUAUGGAUAUUGAAAAUUCACUGAGAAAAGCUGGAGCAUUAGGUGCAAAGGAUUUGCUUUUGAUCACAGAUGAUGGGCUUCAAGAUACGCUUCCUCAGAUUGCAAAAAAAUUGUCCUCCAAGCCAAGCAGUAGUGCACAGAAACCAUCUCCAAAACACAAACACACGGAUUGGCUCGGUCGAAAGAGAAGUGCGUUGAUGGUGGUGGCAUCUUUGCUUGCAACCACAGCGUUUCAAGCAUGCCUAACGCCACCAGGCGGAGUUUGGCAGGAUGAUUAUAUAUCCGAUGACAAGGGCAAUCCUGUUCUGGAAUCUCACAUUGCCGGGACAUCGGUGAUGGCUUAUAAGGCAGCCAAAGAUUAUGGCAUAUUUAUGAUCUUCAACACGGUUGCUUUCCUUUCAUCUCUGAGUAUAAUCCUCCUUCUUGUUAGCGGUUUACCUCUCAGAAGAAGGCGAUAUAUGUGGUUUCAGAUGAUCACCGUGUGGAUUGCGAUCACAGCUCAAGUUGGGACUUAUUUUAUCACUCUGAGGAAUAUGUCACCUAAAUCUACGCGUGUUCAGAGAAUGUUGAAAGAAGUUACUGAGAUAUCUGUUUUGACAUGGUUGUCACUCAUGGGUGUUGUUUUUCUUGGGAAUGUAGCCCGGAUGAAUUUGUGGAUUCUCAGAAAAUAUGGCUACAUCAAGGAGAAGGAAAGAGCAUCUUUGGCUGAGGAGGAUGAUGAAGAAUUACUAUGAUGUAAUGAACUCUUGAUCAUACCUCUUAUCUUGCUUGCUAUACUACCACCAGUAAUUUUUUGGCUCGAAUAUACCGAUUCAAGAUUGGAGCAACUAGAUCAUAUUACUGUGUCUAUACAGUAGCGUGUAGAGAAUAUGGAUUAAGAUCAUCAAUUUUGUAAGCAUGAUACCAGUAAUUAAUUUCUUGGAUAUGUUGAGAAUCUGGUGUUUGGCAAAGACUCUAGGGAACAACAACCGGAGAAAAUGCCCGCCUGCUCCCUGAGCCUUGUUUUGUUACCUGAAAUAGUUAAUUCACAGCCCGCCUAAACUGGGAUGUUGUCA